GGAGCUAAAAAUAUCCAUGCAUCUCUAUCCUUGCUUCCUCAUCAGUCUUAAUGGACUAUGAAUAGCUCACCUCCACAUUUAAUUAGUCAAACAACUUAAAUUAAUACACUAACAGCUGCCAUGACAGCAUUUCUUCAGAUUUCCACUAAUUUUUCUGCCUUAAACUUUCCACCCCAGGAUUGUUUGAGGAAGCAGAGGCUUCUGGGAUUGAAAGUAUCCGAGCCCAUCAACAUUCGCAGUCUUUCAAGAAGAAAGAUUCGAUUGGUAAGUAAAUAUUGGUUGAAAACAGGAGUUUCCGAGAGGAAAUUGACAUUUUUGAGAGUCAACAGGAUUAAAGAUGGGACUUUUAUCGGAGAAGAUGGGUGGAAGAAGAGCAAGAGGGUAGUGCUUGUGAGAUUCAAUGGCCUUGGUGGUGGCGGUGGAGGUGGAGGUGGCGGUGGCGGAAGAGAUAAUGCUAGAGUAUUGGGGAACCUUGCUUUGGCAAUUGGCUUGAUUUAUCUCUCAGUGACUGGACAGCUUGGUUGGGUUUUGGAUGCAAUUGUUUCUGUUUGGCUUCUUGCCGUGCUGCUACCAAUUGUGGGAUUGGGAGCUUUUCUCUGGUGGGCUGGACGGGACAUCGUCCAAGGCACUUGUCCAAACUGUGGGAACGUUUUUCAAGUUUUCAAAUCUACGCUUAAUGAUGAUUUACAGCUAUGCCCUUUCUGUAGUCAACCGUUCUCAGUGGUAGGAGAUAAGUUUGUAAGAGAUCCGGUAAAGUUUUCCAACCAAUCCACUACUUUUGAGGACGCAUUCAAUGAUUUUUUCCCUCAUGCAAAGAAAGGAAAGGAUUCAUCUGUAUCAGUUGUCGAUGUUGAAGCUGAAGUAAAAGAUGCAGAGUAAGGCACCUUUUAUCCCAGUCACGGCAUUUGGUUGAGCCUGGUAAGGAGAGAGUCUCUUGAUAGAGAUCAUGAUACCCUCUUUGAAUCCUCCCAGGGGCAUAUGGUGUCUCAAAGCAAUGGAUUUAGUUGCAAGCGCGGGUUGUUCGACCGAGCAAAGUGGUUUAUCCAUUCAACUUUCCAGCUAUACCACGCAAUGUUUGUCUAGUGUUUCCUUGUUGAAAGAUGGAAAUUUGUACCACAGUCUUCUCUAAAAUUUGGGUAGAGUUGCUGUACAUCUUUUUGCGCCUGUAAGCCAUAUAUGAGAUUGGAAAUGUUACAGGAUUCCUGUAAAAUUAGCUUUUGCUUUCUGUCCUCUGUGAGCCCACUCCGCCAUUCUUUGGCAUUGGAGAAGAGAGGGCGUAAGAGAGGUUUGUGGGGAGCUACUGAACCUUGAAAGGAGAUUCCAUUUCCAGUGUAGAUAGAUAGAUAGAUAGACUUGUGUUGGA
This is a messenger RNA of Coffea eugenioides, 1363 nucleotides long. RefSeq lists its product as uncharacterized. NCBI's taxonomy places the organism in Eukaryota, Viridiplantae, Streptophyta, Magnoliopsida, Gentianales, Rubiaceae. The transcript is spliced from 7 exons. The coding region runs from base 121 to 879 and encodes 252 amino acids. The record is from RefSeq and is a predicted model, not a curated record.